GUUUUUAAACAAUUACCUCGCACUGUUAAAUUAUCAUUAUACUAGGAGGAGGGUAUUGUGACGACUUUUUUCUUGCACGUAGGGACGGGGAUAGAAGUGCGCGAUUUUCGUCUUACGUUAUUUAUUUUUAGUUUCGUCUAGAACCACGCUGUAUAGACAAGCAUUUUUCUAAGUUAUUUAAAUAAAUGUGAAAUUUAUAUAAUUUUAUCUUUGAGUUAUAAUAUUUAUCAUGGACACAUCAUUUGUGGGAAUUUAUCCUGCGAAAAUAGUUUUAUAAACAAUUAUGUUUUUAAUAAUUGUGAACUUCCCUCACAUUGAAUAAAGUGAACGCCAUCUUAUAACACGUUAAACAACAGGAUGACGUUUACUCUAUGUUGUCUGCUCUAUGAAAUCACCAGUUUUGUGCAUUUGGAAUAAAAAGUAUCGUGAGAAAGUUGUGAUUAUUUUAAAACAGUUCACAGAGAUAGAUAACAAAAUCCACUGUCAUAUCAGAAAUAAAGAGGGGAUUGUCAACGAAGAGGAAUAAAUACAAGCUUCAAAUUAACUGGCAUUCAGUCGCAUGUCUAGUAUUGUAAACGUUUGUACAUAUAAACACCGUAAUUCUGAGACUUCAAUCAUAGUAAUAAUAUCUUAAAAACUACAACACAAACGUCAUGACAGAAAAAACAUUGCCCUUUUUAAUUACAUGGAUUUUUAUUAAACUUCAGCCAUCAAGUACUUGUCAUAGUAUUAGGCAAAGUAUAACGGAGAGCAGUGUUCAAAGUAAUUUCGAUGUUUAUUGGAAUGUGCCAACGUUUAUGUGUCAUAAGUAUGGUAUAUUUUUCGAAGAAGUGUCAAAAGACUUUAACAUCAAACAAAAUAAUAAAGAUCAAUUUCGAGGUGAUAAAUUUUUUAUUCUCUACGAUCCUGGAUAUUUUCCGGCUUUACUAAAGGAUGAAAAUGGUGAAAUCUGGAGAAGGAAUGGAGGAGUUCCCCAAGAGGGUAAUAUAACCCUUCAUCUUGAAUUAUUUAAAAAUCAUGUGGAAGAUCAAGUGCCUAAUAAAUCAUUUCAAGGUAUAGCUGUGAUUGAUUUUGAAAGCUGGAGACCAAUUUUUCGACAAAACUGGGCAUCACUAAAUCAAUAUCGUGAAAUUUCAAUUAAUAUUGAACGCAUAAGGCAUCCAUUCUGGAGUAACAAAUCCAUUAAGAAGGAAGCAAUAAAGAACUUUGAAUUUCACGGGAAAGAAUUUAUGCUACAAACUUUAAAACUUGCUAAAACUUUACGGCCCCUUGCCAAAUGGGGCUACUAUGCUUACCCUUAUUGUUUUAAUAAUAAUGAUCCCAAUUUAAAUUGUGAUCCAUUGGUUCAUGCUGAAAAUGAUAGAUUGAACUCGAUUUUUUCGGAACAACAUGUUUUAUUUCCAUCUGUAUAUUUGAGAAAAAGUUUUGAAGAAAACAAAAGAAUUGGUAUAAUAAGGGCAAGAAUAAGAGAAGCAAUUCGAAUUUCAAAAAAAAUGACUCAUUAUAAAAAUAUUUUUCCAUACUUCUGGUACAAGUACCAAGAUGAUUCCAAUAUAUUUAUAAACAAAAAAGACACUGAGAACGGAAUAAAGGAAUUUGUUAAUCAAGGAGCAGACGGUCUCGUAAUUUGGGGUAGUUCAAACGAUCUUACGAAUAAAAGCAAGUGUCAAAUGCUGAGAGAAUAUUUGAAAGAUGUAUUGGGACCAAUAGUGUCUAAUAUUAAAAUAAGUAAAAGGAAAGAGGAUUAUAUCACAUACAACAGCAGUUGUUUAAAUUAAUUUAUAUUAUUUAAAUUAUUUAUGACCAUUUUUACCAACGUCAAUUAAAAAUUAAUCAGUGAUAAAAGCAAGUUUAACCACCCAGGAUCACCUUCAGUUAAGAAUUUAAUAAUUGAUUAACUUUUAAUCAGUGUUCGUGAGAGAUGCCCUAAAUUUUAAGUUAUUUUUUUAUUCGUAAUUUAUAUUUAUAGAUGUUUCUAUGUUAGACAAGGAAUCUUCUAGAAUUUUUUUUACUUAACAAUAAUAAAUCUGACAAAUAUAUUUAACACAUUAAUGCCCAAAUGUGCUCUUUUAAAAUAUGAAUUUUUAAAUUUAUUUUGAUAAGACACAAGUUUCAAGUUAAAAAAUAAGUUUACAGACAGAAACUGCAUAAAAAAGUAAUACAAAUAAGUUUUUGAAAGAAUAUUGGAUGACAUAUUUCGAAAGAGACAUAUUUCCAAUACGUAUAAAAUGACACUUCAGAAAAAACCUUUCUUCUCAUUUGCAUCUUAACAGAGCUUGAAUCUGUGCAUUUGGGCGUUAAUGGCUUAAGAGUAGAAAAUUAUAGAAUACAGUAUUUGUUUAUAUAAAUAAAAUUAACACAAUGAGAAAAAUUAACUAUGAUAAGUAUUACUCAUUUUAAGACCGAGUUAUAAUAUAAUAGACAUUGUUGCAAGGAAUAAAAUAGUUUUAAAAACGAAACAGAAUUUUUUGUAAUUAUAUUAUUUCUGUAAUUAUAGAAAAAUUAUAGUUUUUAAACAAUAUGAAUGGAAUCUUUAAAAAUGCAAAUUAAAAAAAAAUGUUGAUAAUUUGUUCUUAACCCACGGAGAACACAUGGGUUCAUUCUGACCCCACGUUUUUUUAAGAAAAGCUUUUUAUCUAUUGUUUAAUAUUUUUUACAAAGGUUUUAAGGUAUACAGACUUUUUUUAUAGAGUUUAAACUAUAUUUUUUAAAAAUCCUUAGGUUUAUCAGAUGGAACAGUUCAAAAUUGAUUGAAAAUUGAAAAAUGAUCUAAAAAAAGUGUGUUCUCCGAAGGUUAAAUUAACUAUAAAUAAUAUUUUUAGUUAAACAUUUUUUUAAUAUUUAAUAAACAGCUGUCAUUUUUGUUUAUUACAGUUUCAUUAUGAAGAUUGUAUUAAUUUUUAUGUAACAUGC
This is a messenger RNA of Leptopilina heterotoma, 2913 nucleotides long. Its product is annotated as hyaluronidase B-like. Gene Ontology annotation, biological process: hyaluronan catabolic process; carbohydrate metabolic process; defense response. Lineage: Eukaryota; Metazoa; Arthropoda; Insecta; Hymenoptera; Figitidae. Gene Ontology annotation, molecular function: hyalurononglucosaminidase activity. The record is from RefSeq and is a predicted model, not a curated record. The coding region runs from base 654 to 1778 and encodes 374 amino acids. The transcript is spliced from 6 exons.